AUGAAUGCCAGUGGCCCUGGCUAUCCCUUAGCCUCUCUCUACGUGGGAGACCUGCACCCAGAUGUGACAGAAGCCAUGCUGUAUGAGAAGUUCUCCCCUGCUGGGCCCAUCAUGUCCAUCCGGGUGUGCCGGGACGUGGCCACGCGCCGCUCACUGGGCUACGCCUACAUCAACUUCCAGCAGCCUGUGGAUGCUGAGCGAGCCCUGGACACCAUGAACUUCGAGGUGAUCAAAGGCCGACCCAUCCGCAUCAUGUGGUCCCAACGGGACCCCGGGCUCAGGAAAUCAGGGGUUGGAAACGUCUUCAUCAAGAACCUGGAUGACUCCAUUGAUAACAAAGCCUUGUAUGACACAUUCUCUACCUUUGGAAACAUCCUGUCAUGCAAGGUGGUUUGUGAUGAAAAUGGAUCCCGUGGCUAUGGCUUUGUCCACUUUGAGACGCAUGAGGCAGCAAUUCGGGCCAUUGAGACCAUGAAUGGGAUGUUGCUCAAUGACAGGAAGGUGUUUGUUGGACACUUCAAAUCCCGCAAAGAGCGCGAGGCAGAGGUUGGGGCUAGGGCAAUAGAAUUCACCAAUGUCUACAUCAAAAACUUUGGGGAUGACAUGGAUGAUGACAGACUGAGGGAAAUAUUCUCCAAGUUUGGAAAAACCUUGAGCGUCAAGGUCAUGAUGGACAGCACUGGCCGCUCAAAGGGCUUCGGGUUCGUCAACUUUGAGAAGCACGAGGAAGCCCAGAAGGCCGUGGCUGACAUGAACGGGAAGGAGCUCAAUGGGCGGGUGCUGUACGUGGGCCGCGCCCAGAAGCGGCUGGAGCGCCAGAGCGAGCUCAAGAGGAAAUUCGAGCAGAUGAAGCAAGAGAGGGUCAGCAGGUACCAGGGGGUCAACCUGUAUGUGAAGAACUUGGAUGAUGGGAUAGAUGACGAAAGGCUGAGGAAGGAGUUCUCGCCCUAUGGCACUAUCACCAGUGCCAAGGUGAUGACAGAGGGUGGCCGCAGCAAAGGCUUUGGGUUUGUAUGUUUUUCCUCUCCAGAGGAGGCCACCAAGGCGGUGACAGAGAUGAACGGGCGCAUUGUCAGCACCAAGCCUCUCUACGUGGCGCUGGCGCAGCGGAAGGAGGAGCGCAAAGCCAUCCUCACCAACCAGUACAUGCAGAGGCUGGCCACCAUGAGGGCCCUGCCUGGCCCUCUCCUGGGCUCUUUCCAGACCCCCCAGGGGUACUUCCUACCCCCCAUGCCUCAGCCACAAACCAGAGCUGCCUUCUAUGGCCCCAGCCCUGUAGUCCCAGUCCGCCCUGCCACUCGCUGGAGUGCACAGCCCUCCCGGCCUCCCUUGUACCCUGAAGCCACCCCCAUCCUGAGGGCUGCAGUGCCGCCCCGGCGCCUGCUGUCCAACAUCAGCACCACCAGACAGGCCUCCACCCAGGUGCCCCGAGUGCCCCCCCAGGCCCAGAGAGUGGCCAACAUCGGGACACAGACAGUGAGCACCCGGGUGCCCUCCUCAUCUGCCCUGCCAAGGGGAGCCCAGCAGUACAAGUACUCCUCCUCUGCCAGGAACAUGCAGCCCAUGGGGCACAUGCCACCCAUGCUGGCCCCACAGGUGGGAGAACCUGCUGUGCAUGUCCAGGGGCAGGAGCCACUGACAGCAUCCUUGCUUGCAGCAGCCCCUCCUCAGGAGCAGAAGCAAAUGAUAGGUGAGCGCCUCUACCCUCUGAUCCAUGUGAUGCAUCCCUCACUGGCUGGCAAGAUCACUGGGAUGCUGCUGGAGAUUGACAACUCUGAGCUGCUGCUGCUCCUGGAGUCCCCAGACUCCCUGCGCUCCAAGAUCGAGGAAGCCGUGACCGUUCUCCAGGCACACCAGAGCACCGAGGGUGCCCACAAGGGCCCUGCUGGGGCCUUCCUGCCCUGACUCCAGGCUAUGGGACUGAGAGCAGGCCCUGAGAAUGUUGCUGUUGAAGAAGAGGAGCAGGAACCCGACCAUGCUGUUGGAAUCAUGCCCAUACAGUGACCCUGGCUUGUCUUCAAAUUCCCCAUCCUAUUGCUUGUGUGUAUUGUAACCCCUGUAGAACUGCCUCCUCCUGCACCUGU
Messenger RNA from Zonotrichia albicollis (white-throated sparrow), 2084 nucleotides. The record is from RefSeq and is a predicted model, not a curated record. NCBI's taxonomy places the organism in Eukaryota, Metazoa, Chordata, Aves, Passeriformes, Passerellidae.